Messenger RNA from Macrobrachium nipponense, 3148 nucleotides. RefSeq names its product protein O-mannosyltransferase 1-like (gene rt). Gene Ontology annotation, biological process: protein O-linked glycosylation via mannose. Lineage: Eukaryota; Metazoa; Arthropoda; Malacostraca; Decapoda; Palaemonidae. Gene Ontology annotation, cellular component: membrane; endoplasmic reticulum. The record is from RefSeq and is a predicted model, not a curated record. The coding region runs from base 106 to 2610 and encodes 834 amino acids. The transcript is spliced from 14 exons. Gene Ontology annotation, molecular function: dolichyl-phosphate-mannose-protein mannosyltransferase activity.
GCUGUCAGUCGGUGUCAGGACUUUAGUAAGUAAGUGUGUCACAAAUUUAUUCGGUAAAGGCAUCGCUAAUUCAAGUGUGAGGCUGAGCUGUUUAAUCCAUAUAACAUGGAUACAGAGGUGAGGAAUCGAAAGAACAAUAAAUCGUCCCCGAAAAAUGAGAAAAUCAAGAAAGGGAAAGAAGAUACGACACCUGAUCCCGAUGACAUGCUGAAGAAAAGCAUCGAGAAACUUCAACAAUUAAAUGAGAACAUCAGUAGAGACUCGGGCGAUGGAGAAUCUGCACCAGACACGCCUCCACCCGAGACUUCUCCAGAUGACGCCCUUCAGUCUUCCUCCGACACGGCCUCUACCCCGACAAAAGUCCCUGGCACGCCUACCAGAAAAGACGCCAAACAGAAGUCACAAACAUCCAAAAAGUCCAAAAUCAAGACCAGUGCCAAAGAACAACCUCUCAACUCUCCUCUAGAGCUCAACCUGCAUCUGGAUGGAAUGUCUGUCGUGAUAUUCACCUUGUCUUUUCUGACGAGGAUUUUCAGAUUAGAAUCUCCAAAGGGCAUUGUGUUUGAUGAACUUCACUAUGGUAAAUAUGCAGGGCUCUACAUGCAGAAUACCUUCUUCUUCGAUUCUCAGCCACCUCUUGGCAAGCAGUUGAUUGCUCUUGCUGCUUAUCUUGCUGGUUUUGAUGGUAACUACAAGUUUGAUCGCAUUGGUAGCCCUUAUGAUAUGACUGUCCCAGUUUCGGCCAUGCGUUUAGUACCAGCAUUCUUUGGUUCUCUCCUGAUGCCUACGGUGUACAAUGUGAUGUUGGAGCUUGGCGUCUCUCAUUAUGCUGGUGCCCUUGCUACUUUCUUGAUGAUAUUUGAUAAUGCCAUUCUUGUGCAAUCUCGCUUCAUGUUAAUGGAAGGCAUCCUUAUGUUCUUUGGGAUGUUUGGUCUUCUGUGUAUCUUGAAGUUCCGUCAUUUUUAUAAGCAACCAUAUAGCCUGCCUUGGUUUGGUUGCCUGAUCAUGGGGGCUGCAUCUUUAGGUGCUGCUUUCUGUGUUCGCUACUUUGGAAUCUUUACCUUCAUCCUCGGAGUGGGCAUCCUGGCGAAAGACUUUUGGGGUAUGGUUGGAGAUCGUCUCGUUUCAGAUCGUCAGCUUUUGGGUCACUUCCUCACUAGAGCAUUCAUUUUCAUCACCAUUCCAAUGUCUUUGUAUGUUACCUGUUUCUGUAUUCAUCUGAAUAUGCUCUACAAGGCAGGACCUAAUGAUAAUAUUAUGACCUCUGCUUUCCAAGCAAGUCUUGAGGGUGGAUUAGCUGCUAUUGUUGCCAAUCAACCAGUGAAGGUGCUUCAUGGAUCUCAGAUCACUCUACGACAUACUCAUGGGCGAACUUGCUGGCUUCAUUCCCAUGAUGCUGUUUACCCUGUCAAAUACCCUGAUGGCCGAGGAUCCUCUCAUCAGCAGCAAGUAACUUGCUACAGUUACAAGGAUGUAAACAAUUGGUGGAUUGUUAAGAAACCAGAAAUAGAGGAACUAGUAGUGAGCGAGCCUCAUGAGCCCAUCAAGAAUGGUGACAUCAUUGAAAUUGUACAUGGCUUGACAUCUCGUAUACUGAAUGCUCAUGAUGUAGCAGCUGCCAUGUCUCCUCACAAUCAAGAGGUUGCUGCUUAUAUUGAUUAUAAUGUGUCCAUGCCAGCUCAGUCCCUAUGGCGUGUAGACAUCCUAAAUCCAGAUGCAACUGAUGGUUAUUGGCAUGCUGUUGAGAGUCAGAUUCGCUUGAUCCAUCUGAAUUCAAGCCAGGCUCUUAAAUUCUCUGGAAGGCAACUUCCAGACUGGGGUUUCAGGCAGCAUGAGAUUGUUACAGAUAAAGUAGUUGAUCAAGAAGACACUAUUUGGAAUGUAGAGGAGCACCGCUAUACUCGCAUUGAUGACAAGAAAGAGAGGGAGAAGGACCUAAUUCGAACUGAAAUGAUACCCAUGGAACGCAAAAAUUUGACUUUCUGGAACAAGUUUUAUGAACUCCAGUAUAAGAUGCUGUUCAAUAACCAAGAAAAUGUAGCUGGUCACAUGUAUGCCUCUGAACCUUUAGAUUGGUUGCUGCUUAAACGUGGUGUUGCCUACUGGAUUUCUUCUAACAGCAAUGCACAAAUUCACUUCCUCGGUAAUGUAGUAACUUGGCUAUCGGGCACGGUAGGGUUGGUUGCUUACCUUGGUCUUUUUGUGUUGUAUUUGUUGAGAAGACAGAGAGCAUGCUAUGACUUGCCAGAUGACGUAUGGAAUAAAUUUUGCACAUUUGGAGAGGUACUUGGUAUUGGUUAUGCAAUCCAUUACUUUCCCUACUUCCUUGUUGACAGAACUUUGUUCCUCCAUCAUUAUAUGCCUGCGUAUAUGUUUAAGUUGUGCCUUCUAGCUGCAGUGGUGGAACAUGGUCAUUACCUUAUUGCAGACUACUUGAAGGCUCCUAGGUUGGCCAAACUUUACAUUGGUGCUGUAGGGAUAUGGAUGGCUUCAAUUCUCUAUGUCUUUUGGGUCUUCUCUCCUGUGACAUAUGGCACUGUUGACCUUACUGCAGAUCAAGUACUGAGUUUGGCUUGGAGGGAUACUUGGGAUCUCAUUAUACACAAAUAGUGAUAUUAUAAUUUAGGAUAAGAUGUCGUAUUUAUAUAUUGUUGUGCUGUACUUGCAUAGUAUUAUGCAGAACUAUUUUUGUAUGUAUGUUGCAUACUUUGAAAUUAUAUAAAAUGUGUGAUUGGCAGUUGUGCAUUUUUAAUUAAAAAGUUUGCAUCAAUUGUUAGAAUACUUUGACAAUGUAAGCUCCAUGGAUUUUUGGUCAAUGAUAGAAUUUUAUAUUUUUGUCUUCCACGUGUUUCAACAAUAUAAAAAAAUUAAAAAGAAUCUCAAGAACUAAAAACUUAUAAAAUAUACAUAAACUGAGCAAUGAAUUAUUAAAUUUUUUACGAGAGACUUGUAAGUGGCAGUGAUAGCUAAACUGUGUGUGACAGUGAAGUGAAGAAGAAUUGUACAUUUUACCUGAUUAUGUGAUAUUAGCAUGAAUGUAAAACUUAAUACUGCAAUGUAGGGUGUUGGGAUCAGUGUUAUUCUUUAUACUUAAUUUCUAUUUUUGUACUGUUGUUACUUUCAGUAAUAAAACUUUUCUAUACAGUUA